Aegilops tauschii subsp. strangulata is the source of this 1260-nucleotide messenger RNA. RefSeq names its product protein FAR1-RELATED SEQUENCE 5-like. Gene Ontology annotation, biological process: regulation of DNA-templated transcription. The record is from RefSeq and is a predicted model, not a curated record. Gene Ontology annotation, molecular function: zinc ion binding. Lineage: Eukaryota; Viridiplantae; Streptophyta; Magnoliopsida; Poales; Poaceae.
AUGGAGGAGCUGAGGCUCCUCCUGUCCUGGACCCUAUUCCAGAUCCAAAAUCUGUUGACAGUGAUGAGGAGAUGGAAGAAAGAACCUCCAAUAUUUGCUGAAGAGGAGGCUGGUACUAGUAAGAAGAAGAAGAAGCGCAAACGCGAGACAAUAAAGCAGACUCAAUGCAAGGCGAAAAUGUUGGUGAAGCUGAUAGAUGGGCGAUGGGAGGUGACGCACUUUGUUCGUGACCACAAUCAUCCGCUCGUGAAGAAACCUUCAUUGUCCAAAUACUUGAGAUCCCACCAAGGCAUCUCACCUGAUGAAAAGGAGUUUCUGCGCAUCUUGACGUAUGAUGCAUAUAAUGGCAGAGUUCUACGAUCUGAGAUGAUGGUGCCGUUCGGACCAAAGGCAAUAACAAAUCUGUGUACAAGUUUCCGUAGAGAUGACACAAAGGAGGGUGAUCUGAUUGAGACAAUUGCGCACUUCAAGGAUAUACAAAAAACCGAUCCAGACUUCUUCUAUAAGGUGAAAUAUGAUGAAGAGGACAGAGCUGUCAACAUAUUUUGGGUGGAUGGCUUAGCUCGAAAAGCUUAUGCGGAGGCGUACCAUGAUUGCAUAUCGUUUGACACCACCUACAUGACCAACAUGUACAAUACGUCGUUCGCGCCCUUCAUAGGAAUAAACCGACAUGGCCAAUCUUUCAUGCUGGGUUGCGCGUUUGUGAGGCAGGAGUUGGCAUCGAGCUUUGAUUGGGUCUUUGGAGCAUUCCUAGAGGCUAUGGAUGGCAAACCUCUUGACAACUUCAUCAUCGACCAGGAUGGAGCAAUGAGGCAGUCAAGACAGAACAUCUUUCCAACCACCGUGCACCGCUGUUGUCGAUGGCACAUCAUGAAAAAGGCUCAGGAAAAAGUUGGUUGGCCGUUGUGCCGCAAUCCAGGACUCUCUGAUGAUUUCAACAAGUGUGUUGACUUCAGCUUCACUAUAGACGAGUUUGAGCAGAAUUGGGCUGGGUUCUUCCCCUUCCUACAGUCUACACAGCGUAGUGAGGGGUUCAACACCGUCCUAAAAAGAUAUGUGAACCCACACAACUCAAUGCUGAACUUCGUCAAGCAAUAUGAAAAAAUCCAGAACCACAUCCUUGCCAAGGAAGGCUGCAAUGAUUACAGGACAGAACACCUUGGGAUUGAGCUAUGGUCCAACUUCCCAAUAGAGAAGCAAGCUUACAAAACCUAUACUAGGGACCUUUACCGCAAGUUCAGAGAAGAGAGUUUGAGCUGA